AUGGCGGCUCUGCCCGGGGUGACCUUCUUUCCGACCACACUCGUGGGACCAAUUAUGGAUUCUUUUUCACAAAAAACCGGGGAGGGGGGAAACGAGCGUGAGGUGGAGGUGCGCGGGCCUAUCGUGCGCCUCAAAAGAUGUACAGAGCCGGUGUCGCGGAGGCAUUCGGCAACACGCGGCAAGAAGAGGACCGCAGCGGGCCUUGGUGAGUGCGAUGAGGGGGAGGAGUCAGAUUUCUCUGUCUCCUCCCACCACUCAUCGCAGAGUGUCCCGGGCUCGUCGUCAGCGAGGAAGAGAGGACGGCCGCCGACGACCGGCGAAUAUGUUGGCCUCGCAGAGGCCAAACUUAGGCUGGCCGAGGCUUCGCAGCUGGAGGCCGAGGCAAGGGAGGUGGCGGCGAUAUUCGACCCGGGUGCCCCCGUGCCGAGACCAUCGCGGUCGAGCGUCCCGCUCCCGGACGAGACGGAUAUCGCGGAAAAUUUCCGCAACCGUCCGACGCGGGAUGUCGCGGCCGCUAUAUUGGAGAGCCUGGAUGAGGUGGCCAGGAUCUCAGGCGUUUCGAAGGGGCUGAAGGGCAACUUGGCCCGCGCCCUGAGGGUGGCUGCCUUAAACGGCAGGGUAGGGGUGUCGGAGCUGGCAGUGAGGUCAGCUACCGACGCCACGCGUGUCCUGGAGGCCGAGAAUGCCGUCCUCAGGGGGCAAAUGACGGAGCUGCAGGCGGAGGUGGCCCGGCUCCGGCAGGUGGUGGAGGCGAGAACGGCUGCUGCCGCAAUGCCUCCGCCGCCGCGCCCGGGAGAGGGCUCAGUAUCGCCGCCGAUCGUCGGCGCCCGGGAUUGCCAUCGCUCCGGGCAAGAAAAGUCCUCGCCACCACCAGCGGCUGCGCCCGCAGAUUUUCUGGCGCAAAUAGGCGCCCUGAUAGACGCCAAAUUGGCGUCAUUCAGGAGGGAGCUCGCGCCGCGAACGGACUCGGCCAUGCGAUCGGUGGCACCUGGGCCGUCCGUCCCCUCACAGUCUUCGGACAGGGUGGGGCGGAAGGCGAAGAAGAAGAAGAAAGGUGGGAAAGCUGGGGCGGCUAAAGCGGCCCAGACGGAGCCCGCUCGACCGCGAGCAGAAUUGGCCCCACCCUCCGCCGCGCCUCCACCCCAGGAGGCGUGGUCCCAGGUGGUUGGCCGGAAGGCCAAAAAGGCGGCUGCCAAGGCCACUGCGGCCGCGAAUAAAAAAGGACGGGUGGUCCCGGCGGCCCCCAGGAAGACACCCCUGCCUCCUCGACCGCCACGCACAGCAGCGGUUACCAUAACGGUUCCGUCUGGCGUGGACAUUACUUACGCGCAGGCGAUGGCCACUGCCAGGUCCAAGGUGGACCUGGCAGAAAUUGGCAUCGCCUCGCUGAGGCCGCGAAGGGCGGUGACUGGGGGGUUAAUUUUGGAGGUCCCUGGCACCGAUGGGGCCGCCAAGGCCACCGUCCUCGCCACAAAAGUGGCGGAAGCGCUGGCGGGAACCGGCGUAAAGGUCGCGCGCCCGGUCAAAAAUGUCGACCUUAAGGUGCGCGGCCUGGUCGAUUCGACCACGCCGGCGGAGGUCGCUGCGGCUGUUGCCCGCGUGGGCGGGUGCAGCGAAGGGGACAUCAAUACCGGCGAAAUCCGGUCUUCCCCCUCGGGAUUGGGCACCCUCUGGGUCCGAUGUCCUGCCGCGGCCGCUCGCAAGGUUGCUGUCGCGGGCCGGAUAACCGUCGGCUGGACACAGGCAGCCGUGGAGGCCCUGAGUGCCCGGCCUCUGCAGUGUUACCGUUGCCUUGGUGUUGGUCACACCAGUCAGCGGUGCACUUCUGCCAAGGAUAGGUCCGACUGCUGUUACAGAUGCGGCAGUCGGGACCAUAAGGUGGCAGCCUGUACGGCCACGCCCAAUUGUCUGCUUUGUACGGGCGCGGGCAAGCCGUCUGGUCACCGCCUCGGCAGCCGGGCAUGUCCUACCAGUGCGAGGCGAGGCAAGGGAGGCGGCCAAAGGCCGUCUGCCAGGAUAAAUAAUAAAGGGAGGAAAACCACGAUGGCCAAGGCAGUUGUGGCGAUUGUGGCGGUUGUGGCGGUUGUGGCGAUAUACGCACCUCCGAGGAGGUCCCUCGAGGAGUUUGAGCAGUAUCUGGACGGGGUAGGGAGAUGCGUCUCCCGCUGCCAUCCCCGUCCGGUGCUGGUCCUGGGGGACUUCAAUGCCAAGGCCACGGCUUGGGGUUCCCCCGGGACUGACUCGAGGGGCCGGGAGGUGCUGGAUUGGGCGACGGGACUGUUUAUUGUGAAUCCGGCCACCACGAAAGUGGCGCUGAUAUGUUUCCUCGUCAAU
Messenger RNA from Megalopta genalis, 2334 nucleotides. NCBI's taxonomy places the organism in Eukaryota, Metazoa, Arthropoda, Insecta, Hymenoptera, Halictidae. The record is from RefSeq and is a predicted model, not a curated record.